This is a messenger RNA of Stegastes partitus (bicolor damselfish), 3468 nucleotides long. It is a transcript of the gene fam184ab, whose product is annotated as family with sequence similarity 184 member Ab. The transcript has 22 exons. Lineage: Eukaryota; Metazoa; Chordata; Actinopteri; Pomacentridae. The coding region runs from base 1 to 3468 and encodes 1155 amino acids. The record is from RefSeq and is a predicted model, not a curated record.
AUGGCGACUGGGUCGGGUUGGCAGCAGUAUUACUGCCCUGCCGGUCAGGGGAAAUUUACUUCGUCCUCGGCUUCCAGCAUGUCCUUUCAGUCAGGCAUCGCCAUGGAAUAUACCCAAGACCUGCACCUGAAGAUGAGCAAGAAAAUAGCACAGCUAACAAAGGUUAUCUAUGCACUGAACACAAAAAACGAUGAACAUGAGGCAGCCAUCGCCACUCUGAAGGAGGCACAUGAAGAGGAGGUGCAGCAGAUUCUGUCUGAGACCAGAGAGAAGAUACUACAGUACAAGAGCAAGAUCAGCGAUGAGAUGGAUCUGAAGAGGCGGAUCCAGUCUCUGGAGGAGUCCAUGGAGCUCCAUGAGAGGAUGAAGAGGCAGGCGCUGGCCGAGUUCGAGAGCUACCGUCAGAGAGUGGAGGACAUGCAGCUCUGCACCGAGGCUCAGCACACACAGCGUGUGGUGUCCAUGUCAAGGGAGGUGGAGGAGAUGCGGCGGUCCUUUGAGGAGAAGCUACGUACUUUCAGCCAGGCCCAGGCCCAGUUUGAACAGGAGAAGAAGGUUGCCCUGGAAGAGCUGAAGGCUCAGCACAGACAAGAGAUCCAGGAGCUCCUUCGCAGCCACCAGAGCCAAAACGCAAACUACAGUAAAGAUCAGGAGAAACUGGGACAGCUCCAUAAAGCCGAGGUGGAUUCUCUGACGGAGCGGGUGGAGGAGCUCAAACAGGACAAGAAGAGACUGGUGGAGGAGUACGAGGCCAAACUGAGCAAGGCUCAGGCCUUUUAUGAGCGCGAGUUGGAGGCCAUGAAGAGAACCCAGCAGCUGACCGCCGACAACCUGUUGGCAUGGAAACGCACCGAGGCCGAGCUGCGGCGGGAGUUUCAGAGUCAGGAGGCGGCGCUCCAGAAGACCCUCGGAAAACUGAGGACUGAGCUGGCCAGGGUAACAGAUGAAGCUCGGGAAAACCGGGAGAAGUCCCACAAGCUACAGGCAUCGCUCACGGCUGCAGAGAGCUCCGUCAAGGACUUAACCAAGCAGCUGGACGAGGUGACCCAGAACUCAGAGAUUGUAGAGAUCCGUCAGAAGGAGGCUGAGUGUGAACUAGAGGCGGCCAGAGACCGAGUUCAGCAGCAAGCAACUGAAAUACUCCUCAAAGCCAGUCAGAUCAGCAGCCUGCAGGCCACCCAGAUGACCCAGGAAGCAGCCAUCAGGGACCUGGACAACGAGCGAAGCCGGCUGAAGGACAAGGUGCUGAGGAUGGAGGAGGAGAGAGAGGCCCUGCAGAGCCAGAGCCAAGCCCUGGAUGAAAGGCAGAAGCAGCAGAUCCAAUCCCUGGAGAAGACCCUGCGCGAAGAGAAGUCGUCCCACGAGAAGGACAUGAACAACGUGCGAGCCCGAUACGAAGAGGAGACCAGCCAGAUGAAAGAGGGUCAGGCUCGAGCCCUGGAGGAAGUCGGCAAGAAGCACAGAGUGACCCUGGAGAACGCUCUCAACAACGCUGAGAAGGACAAGAACCGCCUGCUGGCUGAGCUGGAGCAGCAGUUUGAGAGGGAGCGUCUCUCCCUGGAGGAGCAGAAGACGCUGCUCAGGCAGCAGCUGGAUGAGCUGGGGGACGAGCUGACGUCCAAACUCAACGCAGCCAAUGAGGAGGUGUCUCGGCUGCAGGGGGAGGUGCAGCAGGGGGAGCAGGACAUUGGAUCAGCUGAGGGCCAGAUCUCCACACUGAAGGAGGCGCAGGACAAACUGCUGGAGGAGCUGGACGCCACCAGGGCCCGACUGAGAGAGACCAGCAACCUACUGACUGCGCUGCAGGGAGAGCUGGAGACCCAAAAGCGUCAGCAUGAAGCCAAACUCAUCACCACCAAAGAAGAAGAAAAACUUAAGAUGGACAAGAUGGCUCUGGAGCUGGAGCUCAAAUGGACCGAAACACUCAGGCAGGAGUGUAAGAAGCUUCGCGAGGAGCUGAGAGAGGAGCACGAGGAGGACAAGACCUCGGCAAUGACUCAGCUGGCACAAAGCAAGGAGCAGGAACUGAGCAACGCCAGGGAGAGCUGGCAGAGGAAAGUGGAGGACCUGCUGGAACAGAUUUCCUUGUUGAAGCAGAGCCUGGAGAUGCAGCUUUCCCAGUCGCAGUCGUCGCUGCAGCAGCUCCAACACCAGUUCAGCCAGGAGCGAGAGCACCUGAGGAUGCAGCUGGAUGAGCUGCAGACGGAGCAUCAGAGGCGACAGCAGCGUCUGCAGGAGGCCCACUGCUGCGCCAUGCAGGACAUGGAGCACGCCAGGCAACGUGACCUGAAGGAGUUAGAGGAGCGUCUCCGCCAUCAUCACCAUGCAGAGCUGCAGUCUCUCAGAGAGGCUCACCGUCAGAGCAUCGAGACACUCAAACAGCAGUCUGAACAAGAGCUGCAAACACUCCGCUUUGAACUGGAGGACGAGGGCAAAGCCAUGCUGGCCUCUCUGCGGUCAGAGCUGAACCACAUCCACGCAUCGGCCAUCGAACACCUGAGACAAACCCACCAACAGGAGUCGGCUGCUGCCAAGGCGGAGCUGGAGAAAACUCUGGAGAACAACCGGACACAGGAGCGUGAACUGCUGGGUCGGAUCUCUGAGCUGCAGGAGGAGGUGUCCAGGAGGAAGAACCACAUCGCUCAGCUGGACCACCAGAUCCACACGCUCAACGAGAAUAUCAGCACUCUGACUAAGGAGCUGGAGCUGAAGGGCAAGGAGGUGCUCAAGAUCCGCAGUGAAGCCAAUCAGCAGAUUCGGGCUCACGAGCAGGAAUUAACGAAGAGGCACGAGCGGGAGCUUGCCGAGCUGAGCGCCGUCCACAGCAGAGAGACGCAGAACAUGCUGUCAGACUUCAACAAAGCCCAGGAAGUGCUCAAAGACAAGAUCUCCGCCCUCCAGAUACUGCUGGAAGGAACAGAGGAGAAGUUUAGGAACAGAGAGAGUCGUCCUGAAGAUCUGCAGAUUAUCGCCGAGCUGAAGGACAUGGUCUCUGAGCGAGAAUCCCUUGUCAAGAAGCUGGUGGACGAUAAGAAGUUCUACCAGCUGGAACUCGUCAACAGGGAGACCAACUUCAACAAAGUGUUCAACGCCAGUCCCAACGUAGGAGUUAUCAACCCACUCAUUAAGCAAAAGAGAAAGAAUGAGAAAACUGCAGCCAGCAGAUUCAGCAGCUCUCCCAAUCUCAGGGCUCUGGAGGCAGCAGGUAGGGGCGUGGGCGUGGUGGGUACGGGGAGUGGGCAGCCCCCGCAGCCCCCACCCCCGCCCCCAGCCCCGCCCAGCCGCCUAGAGCCCAUCCCCAACUCCCCCCUCCACCACCUGGAGCUCAACUCCAACAAACCUCUUGCCCCGCCGACCCCUCCCACCGAACCCAAGAAAUUCCUGAGCCCUCCUGAAACCAAGGACUCCACCAUCGACUCCCCGGACGCCCAGCGCCAGGAGUGGUUCGCCCAAUACUUUUCCUUUUGA